ACUCUGAUCCUAUAAAAACCCAAAAACCUCUCUUCCCUUCUCGCUCUGCGAUUUCCAUCUCUUUCGGCAGCAAUCUCAUCUCCAUCUCAUCGCAAACAAUCUUUCACUCUGUCUACUCUACUCUACAGAAAGUCUCUCAAAAAAUGGCUCUGCCGAACCAGCAGACUGUUGAUUAUCCUAGCUUCAAGCUCGUGAUCGUUGGUGAUGGUGGAACAGGAAAAACGACCUUCGUGAAGAGGCAUCUUACCGGAGAGUUUGAGAAGAAGUAUGAGCCAACUAUUGGAGUCGAGGUACAUCCUUUGGACUUCUUCACAAAUUGUGGAAAAAUCCGAUUUUAUUGCUGGGACACAGCUGGGCAGGAGAAAUUCGGAGGUCUUAGAGAUGGAUACUACAUCCACGGACAGUGUGCUAUUAUUAUGUUUGAUGUCACUGCUCGGCUGACAUACAAGAAUGUUCCUACAUGGCACCGUGAUCUGUGCCGUGUGUGUGAGAAUAUCCCAAUUGUUUUGUGUGGAAACAAGGUCGAUGUCAAGAACAGGCAGGUGAAAGCAAAGCAAGUUACAUUUCACAGAAAGAAGAAUCUCCAAUACUAUGAGAUUUCUGCAAAGAGCAACUACAACUUUGAGAAGCCCUUCCUCUAUCUUGCCAGAAAACUUGCAGGGGAUCCUAACCUUCACUUUGUUGAGUCUCCUGCUCUUGCUCCUCCUGAAGUGCAUAUUGAUUUGGCAGCCCAGCAACAGCACGAAGCUGAGCUUGCUGCAGCGGCUAGUCAGCCUCUUCCCGAUGAUGACGACGAUGCUUUUGAGUAAAGCGAGUGUAGUGCCAGUGGUUUCAAAGUUUUAUUGGCCUUCUGUCGUGUUUCAUUUUGACUUUUGUUAUGAAUUUUACUUCCUAAUUUUCUUAAAUAUAAAUGAGAUGAUGAAUGCUUUGUUCUUCA
Molecule: messenger RNA, 937 nt
Organism: Nelumbo nucifera (sacred lotus)
Lineage: Eukaryota; Viridiplantae; Streptophyta; Magnoliopsida; Proteales; Nelumbonaceae
Product: GTP-binding nuclear protein Ran-3
Biological process (GO): protein import into nucleus; ribosomal subunit export from nucleus
Cellular component (GO): cytoplasm; nucleus
Molecular function (GO): GTPase activity; GTP binding
Source: RefSeq, a predicted model, not a curated record